Bemisia tabaci is the source of this 620-nucleotide messenger RNA. The record is from RefSeq and is a predicted model, not a curated record. NCBI's taxonomy places the organism in Eukaryota, Metazoa, Arthropoda, Insecta, Hemiptera, Aleyrodidae.
AAGUUAAUCGGAGAAGCAAAGCAAAUUUUCAAAGAUUCCGAGGACGAGUGUGAGCGUAGCCAAGACAAUCAUGGUGCCGGAAAUCAUUUUAACCUCUUUGUAUAUGCCUCGAGCAAAGUAGACUCGAGCAAACCAGACACGAGCAAAGGUUCCUCAUCCUCGUCGAUCGUGCUUCUUGGGGACAUAUUCAACGUUCGGGACGUGGUACCGGACCACGACAAAUUCAACGACAAAAUCAGCUGGGUGCAUUUAGUGAGCGACAACUACAAGAUGGACCUCAUCCUGACCGCAAAAGACCGGCCCUUCUCCAUCCUUCCCUCGGACAGAUUCGCGGUCACCUUCCGGGAAGACUCGAAAUUCAUUCGAGGCUCCAAGUUGCCUUUCCGACCGGGUAGUUUCGAUGCCGUCAUGAACGGCACGCUGUAUAAAACACUCGUGUCCGAUAACUCGAUCCACCCGACCAAAUCUGUCGAUAUUCUCUACAUCUCAUUUGGUGACUCUUUCCUCAAACUCCGGGCUGCCUCCGGUGAGUUUAGAUACUUUAAAAAUUGUAAACAACUGUUUAUUUUGUUUCAGAAGCUAGCUUUCAAAUAAAAAAUCUGAGUUGUUCUUUUUUUUCA